Messenger RNA from Prorocentrum cordatum, 4099 nucleotides. The record is from the annotation of a GenBank genome assembly. NCBI's taxonomy places the organism in Eukaryota, Dinophyceae, Prorocentrales, Prorocentraceae.
AUUCUUUGGGGCACAUUUUGGGUACCGUGCGGGGCACCGUAACUGUCUUGGACCAGCCCCACGGUGAGAAGAGCCAUGCGGCAGCGGAAUCCUCCAUGAGGCCGCCGAGAGGGGCUCACAUGGAUGACCCUGAUGGAUCUACGCCAAGACCUGGCGCAGCACGAUCGGGAGCAUCGACCACGAGGCGACUACGAAUCUGCUCCAAAGUAACCAGUCGCCACACCCCAUGCAUGGUAAUUUCGAGCGGCGUGGGUGCUCAAUAGGCACAGCAGUGGCACACCUACGCGACCGAUGGGAGCAAGUCAUGUCGGAACGGGGGGGCUACGCAUCACACCAACCAUGUACAUGACUAUCAUCCAUGUGUCCGGCAGCGCCGUGCGGAGAUCGCAUCACCAGUUGCAGGAUGCUCCCGCGAGGAAGGAUCUGGAGUUUGUCGGUCACCAGAUCGUUGUUGUGAUGUUAUAUGUUUUGUACACCAGCAAACACAACACAUCGUUCGAGGCACAACCAUCGGACCGAUCGGGCGAGUGCACGCCGAGCACGUGAAGUCAGACGUUUCCGUGCACAUGGUGGUGUCACACCACGGCUGCGGGCAGAUCGGUGCACCUGUGCUCCAUGCGUCCGUGUUCGCCAUUGUGCGGGGAGGCGCGUCAGCUCAUACCAGAUGCCUCCUCUUCCUGCAGUUAGGUGAGUCCCUUCUGGUCUCUCCGAGUUUCUCCCGUUCCCUGUCCACGCGCUGCUUUCGCAAGACCAGCCGCCGACCAUCUGAUUACGCCGAUCCUGGCCAGGCUGACCUGGUCCCAAGAGCGGCGUGUUGGUCGGGAGGGCGCGUCCAAUGACCAAGCGCUUCGCAUGGACCGGGCCAGGACUGGUGCAGGUCGACAGCCAGCGUCUUCUAGCCAAGCAGCGGGGUGCGCAAGAUGUGGCCCGCCGGGGCAAGGUUCGGAUGCACAUGCGGCCGCCUGUGCUCUGUCCCGCGCCUGGCCCUGCGUAAGCAGGCACACCGUCGCCCCGCACGCGUGCCCGUCGGGUGGCCUCCGCAUAGUCUGCGUGGCCGUCUCAGCAGGCCUCGUCUGGAUUAUGGUUUUUACCAUGGUCCAUGUCCGUUUCGGUUACUGGCUGCACAAAAAAAGGUCCCUUCUGAAAAGCGCACGCAGACUCAUAGACCAACCUCGCUUGCGUGCCGCACCACUCCGGCACGGGAUGCACCGUUCACCCGAUGUGAGGUGAAGCAGGCGGCCAAAGAGCGAGACCAACUAGAUCUUCCGCGCCCAGCUCCCCGCUUCCGUUUCCAGUUGUUUGCAGAAGAACAGAUGUAUUCACAUGAUGUGUUGGAGGUCCGUGCGGACUUGUUGGAUCCCGCGGCAGGCCUCGGUGCAGUCUCCCGAUGCCGCUCCCCCUGUGCGCCACGAGCCUCUCCCCUGCGGAGCCGACGUGUCGAUCGACGCGGCUCGCGAGUCUCCCGAUGUUGGGUCCCUUGUGCGCCAUGGACUUCUCCCCUGCGGAGCCGACGCGUCGUUCGACGCGGCCUGCGAACGAGUCGUUUUCCGGAGGUUCCCCGUGCCGUUUCUGCCGCCGCCCCCGCUUCCCCUCGCCGCGGAGAGCACGGUCAUGCCAGUCCGCCUUCGCUCCCGCCGCGCCGAGUUCCGCCGCAGGGGCGCACGUCGGCCUCGACAUCGCCGUCUCCAAGAUUGAGGCCUCGGGGCGCGGCGUCUUCAGCCGCGGCGCCCUGCACCAGGGCGCGCUCGUGGAGGUGUGCCCUGUCCUAACGCUGCAGAAGGACGAUGUGGCUCUGGGCAGCGAGGCGCUGAAUUACUUCUUCCAGGGCCCCGAUGGCGACGUCCUUCUCUGCGUGCUUGGCUUCGGCAUGAUGUACAACCAUGCCAGCGGGCACCUCGCGAACUUGAGCUACUCCAUCAGACGGGUUGCGCCGUUGCCCGGCGAGGAGAGCGGCGCAGGCCUCUGCGUGGCGCUCACCGCGGCGAGGCCAGUCGCCGCAGGAGCGGCUCGUGGGGAGGCGGGGCGCCUCGCCUCCGGCGCGCCUCCGCCAUCGGCGGGAGAAGCCGGCGGAGGCGUCACGGGCGACGGCCGCCAGGCCGAGCGGAAGCUCGGCAGUUGGGCCAACUUCGUCGACAAGACCAGCUGCGUCAAAUGCCACCUCCCAAAGGCCGUCACCUUCUGCGGGAAGGUGGACUCCGAGGCAACGCCAAGUGGCAAUGUCAACUCCGCCACGGACCUCAAGAAGAAGUUGGGCCAGGUCGACGAACAGAUCAGGACGGCCGCGGCGGCGGCAGCAGAGCUGGGGGAGAAGGUCGGCAAGCUCGAGACGGACAUGGUCCAGUUCGUCAAGUUCCAAAAGCAGCAACGCGUGGGAGAAGCCACCGCAGCUGCGGAGGCGGGCAAGCGAGCUGCUGCCCAGGCUGCCCUGAUUCCUGCCGACGCCGCCAAACGCGCCCAAUCCCGAGCUGAUGAGCGCUUCUACGUCAAAAUGGAAGACAUGGGUUCGCUGCGAGAGCACGCGCAGCGCAUGGGCUUCCCCGUGGAUGCCCGGGGCGAUAGGGGCGGCGCCCAGGAGGCUGCCAAACAUUGCGCGGCAGUUAUCGGCUACAUGCGCACCCGCAAGAUACGGAACCGUGGCCCGCAGCAGAUCGUCGCCGUCCAGGAACGCCACGUGGUGGAGGGCAGGCUUGGCGAGGCUCAGGCCGCGGCGCUCGACCUCGGCCGUCGCGGGGUCUGGAGCGCGGCAGCGCCUUUGGGAGUGGACAAGGGCCCGCGAGGUGGAGUGGCCGCCCUGGCCUUUGGGCGCGCGCCAUCGACGGCGCCCCCUGGCUCGACUGGUCCUGCGCUGGAGCCCGGCCGAGCGGUCGCAUGCCAUGUCCACGCCACGGUGCACGGUGGGCUUGUCGUGGUCGCCAUAUACCCUCGCGCGGGAGUGGGCCUCUCAGCAGAGAACCUCGGCACGCUGUGCAAGGUAGUCAAGUUCACCGAAGCCAUCACCUCAUGGGUCUGGAUUGGUCAUGGGCGACUUCCAGAUGGCCCCCGGCGCCCUGGCGACCGGCGGGCAACCGCGUCUGGUUGCAGAUCAUGCCCGUAUUCAACCGCCACGCAGAAGACCGUCAAGGCAGAGUACCAGACUGGCGCGCAGGUGAGCGCGCUGGUGGGGCCCGAGCCGCUAGCGUGGACGCCGCCGCCAGAGCAGUUCGCCGUCGCGCGGGACUUGGCACUCUGGCGCGCUGGCGACGAGCUGAUGGGCAGGUGCGACGUCGUCGACGAGAAGGAGCAGCGGAGUGGGGUGAACGUGUUCCAGCGCGGCGACCCGCCGGCCCUGGUGAAGCGCGUCGCGGCGGAGGGCCAGAGGAACCUUACAACGGACGGUGCGGACGAGCCGAUUUUCGGACCGCCGCCGCCGCUGGUCCAAGAAAACGGCCUCCUGGACGCCAUGCGCGCCGUGGCCCUCCUGCGGUGGCACAUCCCGCCCCGGGCCAGCGCAGAGGCCCUCGGUGGGGCCCGGCCCGUGAACCUGCUCGGACAUAUGACCAUGAAAGAGGUGAACACCUACUUGCCCUUUCUGCUCCGCUGCGGCGCGUUUAGCAGCACGCAGCAGGAAUAUCAGUGGCCGCUGCAGCAAGACGCGAAGGACGAUGCCGUCCGGGAGCCAGAGCCGCCCGAGCCGGGCGCGCCCAAGGACGGCCCGUCGUGCCGCAGAUUGGCGCGGGCCAGCACGCAGGACGGCCUGCCCGGCACGCUGCCGCGCGGGCGCCAGCCGACGCCGCAUAGGAUCCUGGUGUUCUGCGCAGGGCCGUCCAACGAGCGGGCCCGGCCACUCAUCCAGGGCCUUCAGGACGCCGGCGUGACGGUGGAGGUGCGCAGCGACGAGGACGUGGCGAGGAUGAGCCAGGCGCGCCGCUCUCCUCUGGUGAGGGGCCCUCGGGCUGCCCACGGUCAGCUCCCCCGAGGCACCGUCGAGGCGUUGAAACCCUCGCGUGGCGAAGAGCUCGCGACGGGAGAUGUCUGACCACCUGUUCGCCUUGGGGGGGCCCUUUGCCUCUCCCCAGAGCCGAACGAAGUCAUCGAGGACGAAGGGUUGGCAACUCCAGGA